Paramecium pentaurelia is the source of this 1777-nucleotide messenger RNA. NCBI's taxonomy places the organism in Eukaryota, Ciliophora, Oligohymenophorea, Peniculida, Parameciidae. The record is from the annotation of a GenBank genome assembly.
AUGACAACUUAAAAUUAAUGGUCUGAAUUGAACCUAGAGCCAAUAAUUCAAAAAGUGAUGGCAGAUGAGUUUAAAUUCUAGUACUUGAUGCCUGUAUAGAAAGCAGCUAUUCCACACUUCAUAAAAAAUUAUGAUGUGGCUGUAGAAGCCUAAACAGGAUCUGGAAAAACAUUAACAUUUUUAGUUCCAUUAUUUAAUCAAUUCUCAAAAUAGAAAUACUCUGAUCAUUAACUAUUUGGUUUAGUAUUAUCACCUGCAAGAGAAUUGGCAUAAUAAAUUUAUGAUGUAGCAAAGAAAUUCUAAAGUGUAAAUUAAGCGAAGAUAGCCUUUGCUAUAGGUGGAACUUCUAAUGAACAUGAUGUCAAAUUUUUAAAUGAAAAAGGAUGUAAUAUACUUAUAGCUACACCUGGUAAGUUAAGAUAAUUGUUAGAUAUGUCUGAGUUAUAAAUUAAUGUAAAAACUUUGGAAUAUUUGAUAUUUGAUGAAGCAGAUAGACUAAUGAGUAAUGAAUACUAAGAUGACAUUAGAUUCAUAUUAUCUAAGUUACCAAAAUAGAGAAGAACUGGUUUAUUUUCAGCAACAUUGUCAUCUGCUAAAAUACAUGAUCUUAUGAAAUUAGGUUUAAGAAAUCCAGUAUAAGUAAAGGUUAAUGUUAAUGAGAUGAUGCCAGCCAAAUUAAAAAAUUAUUAUCAUUUAUUUGAAAAUAGAAUGGAUAAAAUUGCUGGAUUAGUUGAUUUAAUUGAAAAGAAAUGUUAAAAUAACAAGAGUAUUAUAUUUUUUAAUACUUGUUGUUCUGUUGUCUAUUAUAGUAUCAUAUUUAAAUAGUUAUUUCCUGAUUGUAAUAUUUUAAGUAUGAAUGGAUAAAUGGCUUAAAAAAAGAGAUAAAAGAUAGUUAGUAAUUUCAAAAUAACAAAUAAUGUUAUAUUAUUUACAACAGAUGUUUUGGCUAGAGGAUUAGAUUUUGAUGAUGUUCCUUUGGUUAUUUAAUUUGAUCCACCUUAAGAUCCUAGUUUUUUUAUUCAUAGAUCAGGUAGAACAGCAAGAUAAGGAAGAGAUGGAGAAGCAAUUCUAUUACUUGAAUAACAUGAAAGAGGUUUCAUUUAAUUUUUAGGUAGAUCAAAUAUUGAAAUGAAUUAAUUAGACAGUGUUAUAUUUGAUUGUUAAUUUUAAUAAUUGAAAGAUAGAUGUUUAAAUAUAAUAAUUACAGAUAGGGAUAUUAUUGAAAAAGGUAAAGCAGCAUUUAUUUCAUUUAUUCGUAGUUACAAAGAACAUAAAUUACAAAUAUUGUUUCAAUUUAAUUAAUUAAAUAUAGGUUAAGUAGCUUAUUCAUUCUUUCUUUUAAGAAUUCCUAGAAUCAAAGAAAUAUUAAGUAAGAGAAUUGAAUUUGAAUAAAGUCAUAUUGAUCCAAAUACUAUUCCAUUUUUAGAUAAGAAUUAAGAAAAAUAAUAUUUAUAGAAAAGAGAAAAUAAAGAUAAGAAAAUAGAAGAAAAGAAAAUACAAUAAUUACCUAAAUAAUUACCUAAAUAAUAAGUAUCUAAGAAAUAAGAAAAAAACAUUAAGAAUAUUAAAUCUAUUAGAAAGAAGGUUAAAUAAUAACAUAAUUAAGAAGAUGAUGAAGAAUUAAGAGCGUAAUUAAUUUAUAUUAAUCUUAGGGAGUAAAAUCUAGUAAGGAAAUUGAAGUAAGGCAAAAUUACUCUAUAGUAAUUUAAGGAAGAAAUGAAGAAUUUUGAUCCAGAAGAUUUAUAAGAUGCUGAUUAUGAUAAAGAUGAUUUGUGAU